This is a messenger RNA of Cuscuta campestris, 1381 nucleotides long. NCBI's taxonomy places the organism in Eukaryota, Viridiplantae, Streptophyta, Magnoliopsida, Solanales, Convolvulaceae. The record is from the annotation of a GenBank genome assembly.
CAUUGCACUAAUAUUUUAUACUCCAUAUACGAUUACACAUAAUUCAAAACUCAAAAAGCAAUUGCAUCAUGUUUUCAAGUUUUUCAAAAAAAACAGUUUUUAAUCACCAAAACCAACAUCAUCAUUCCCAUUUCCAUUCAUCCCACUGUCAAAUCCUCAACUUCUUCAAGAAUUGUGAGCUCUUCAUCAUCAUCAUCAUUGUUGUUUCCAUCAUCAAGUUCUCCAACAACAUAGAGAAAAAAAGUGAUGUAAUAUAUAUAUACCAAUACCUAAUUGAUGUAAAGAAUUUAAAUUCAAAUUUGAAAAGAAAGAAAACAAAAAAAUCCUUGGGAGGUAGCAAUAUACCCGUAACUCUUGAAUUUGGUGGCAUAGAAUCCCUAGCUUUAAUGGUGAUUUGAGAAGAGUCACUAGUUCCCGCUUGAAAAUAUUUUUCUAAUUCUGAAUUAGCUUUUCUCUUGACCCCUUGAGAAGAAGUACCCACAUCUCUAACAAGAGAAGGAUUAACAUCACCAUCAAUUGUUUCAAAUAUACCCUUUUUUUCUCGAGCCUUUUGCACAUUCUCGUCUAAUGAUUUUUGGAUAAGAGCCUUAACCGUUCGGAGCAAACGAAGGAUGCGAUGUAGGAUCGUAUCGAGGAGAGGUUUUUCACGACGAUGAACAAGGACGAUUCCUACCGAACCCGGGACCAACUCACUUCCAGAUGGAGCCACAUCAACCGUAAAGUCCGAAAGUUUAUCGAAGUUUACGAGGAAUGCUCCUGGUCCCAGAAAAGCGGGACGAACGACACCGAUGUUCUCCGGCUUGCCACAGCCUGGUAUCAAGACGACGCGCACCAAGGCAAGGUGCCCAUCGAUCUUUGGAGGAUUUUGAGCCGUUCCCCGAAGUGGCAACAACUCAACAAUCUCGACGGCGGAUCGUUCUGGAAAAGAUCCUCCGUCAACGCCGAGGUUGAGGUUGACGAGACUAUCGAUUCGACCGAUCAAAUCCCUCCCUUCAACGUUGUGGAUUCCGAUGACGAGGACCCCAUUCCACGGCUGAUCGAAAGAAAGAAGGAAAAAUCCAUUGCCUCGGGUUCGGGAGGGUCCGGCUUUGUUUCCGUUUCUUCCCGCGACGAAAUCGGCCAGGAAAUGGUUGAACAACUUUGGGCGUUCAAUCUCCGAGAACAAGAGAGGUUGAAGCUAAAGGAGAAGGAGUUGAAUCUAAAGGAGUUGAAGCUAAAGGAGUUGAAAUCGACCUUUCUACGUUGUCGGAGAUUGGACAAAUGCUCUACGAGCAAAGAAUAAAAGAGAUCAAGGAGAAAUAUAAUUUUCCUUAGUUUUAUUAUUAAUGUAUCUUUUUUUAUUAAUGUCGCUUUUUUUAUUUAAUGAAUGUAUUUUUUUAUU